CAAUAUUCCAUUCACAAAAGAUCACCUCUACUUUUAAAACUUCAAGGCCUCUUUGAGUGUUUUGGGAGUUUGGGACCCCUUAAUCUGUUUUGAAUCUCUUCCUUUACGACUUUUGAAUCUCGUUCAAGAUUCUCAUUUUCACAAUCUCACCUCUUUCCGUCAGCACUCAACAAUGAACAAAUAACCUACAUACACAUAUAGUCAACCCAUUUAUUAAUUAAUUAUUUAUUUUUAUUUAUUCAUCUGGUCCACUCUAAAUUUCCUUGUCCCUUAAUUUAAAUCUCAAAUUGGUUGAUGGGUAUUUGUUACAAAUUAAUUCCCACAAAAAGCUUACUCUGCAUUUGUAAAUUUUGUCAAAUUUAUUCUGUUUCCAUACCCAGAAUUGGAUUCUUCACUUGGACAUGAUUUUCAUUCUGAAAAUUAUAUUUUGAAGAACAAAAAUUAAAAUAAACGCAAUUUGGGGAACGUGAAACAAUCAAAUUUGUGGCUUUAAAUUUUGUGUUUUUUAAUUGAUGGGUGUUAUGAAUGAAUAUGGAGGACAAUGUUUUAUGGGUUUCAGAGGUUUAAGAAGACGAAAGCAAGUGGACUCUGAAAAUCUCAACAUAAAUCAUGGUCAUCAACAAUUAGCCAAGAGAUUAAAUGUUCUUGAUCUUGUUGGAAUUGGUGUUGGAACCACUAUUGGUGCUGGGGUUUAUAUCCUUAUUGGAACUGUUGCAAGAGAACAGACAGGCCCUGCCCUUCCUAUUGCUUUCUUGAUAGCUGGAGUUGCGGCUGCCUUGUCUGCAAUUUGCUACACAGAGCUUUCCUGCCGUUGCCCUUCAGCUGGAAGUGCUUACCAUUAUUCAUACAUAUGUAUUGGGGAAGGUGUUGCAUGGAUAAUUGGUUGGGGUCUAACGCUGGAGUAUGCCAUUGGUGCUUCAGUUGUUGCUCGUGGUGUAUCCCCAAAUUUGGCCUUAUAUUUUGGAGGAGAGGGUAAUCUGCCGGUAUUCCUUGCGCGUCAUACAAUAUUUGGCAUUGUAGUUGAUCCGUGUGCUGCAGCCUUGGUCAUCAUAGCCACAAUACUCUUGUGCACUGGAAUAAAGGAAAGUACCUUGGCUCAGACAAUUGUUACAUCUAUAAAUGUUUGCGCAUUACUUUUUGUUAUUGUGGCUGGUGGGUACCUCGCCUUCAUGAAUGGAUGGGUGGGAUAUGAACUUUCGAGUGGAUACUUACCUUUUGGUAUAAACGGAGUGCUUGGCGGAUCUGCAACUGUAUUCUUUUCAUAUAUUGGGUUUGAUUCGGUUACUGCCACUGCCGAGGAGGUUAAAAAUCCGAAGAAAGACUUACCCUUGGGAAUAGGGAUCUCGUUAUUCUUGAGUUGUGUACUUUAUAUGAUUCUUUCUUUUAUUAUUGUCGGUCUAGUUCCUUAUUAUGAUUUGGAUAAGGACACCCCGAUUUCAUCUGCAUUCUCUGUGUAUGGCGUAGAAUGGGCAGCUUUAAUAGUGACAACUGGAGCAGUUAUGGCCCUGCUUGCAUCAUUGAUGGGGUCUCUUCUUCCUCAGUCUCGAAUUCUGAUGGCCAUGGCUAGAGAUGGCUUGUUACCAUCCUUCUUUUCUGUUAUUGAUAAACGGACCCAAGUUCCGGUGAAGGGAACAAUUGCUGUUGGUAUUCUUGCUGCUGUAAUUGCAUUCUGUAUGGACGUGGAUGAAUUGGCUGGAAUGGUCAGUGUGGGUACAUUGCUCGCAUUUACUUCAGUUGCAUUAUCAGUACUAGUGAUCAGAUAUAUUCCACCAAUUGAAGUACAUCCCCUACCAUCUGCUGGAGAAUCUUCUUCUUCAGGUGGCCAUGGUCAGAAUAUGCAGGGAGCUGAUGAGGCAGUUGUUAAAGAUCCUUUUAUUUCAUCGGGGGAUGAUUGUCGAGGCUUAAUUCUGAACAGAGACCCAUGUCAUGGAGCAUCUGUUGACCAAGAAACAAAUUUAGAAGACAACCAAAAGGGGCAGAGAAGACGACAGUUGGCUGCAUGGUUGGUAACUAUUAUUUGCAUAGGUGUCAUUGUGUUUACAUCUUCGGCUUCAGAAGCAUUCCCUCCCAGCUCCUCUUGCAUCAUACUCUGUGGAAUUGGUGGUGCUAUAUUUUUGGCUGGGACAACUGGCCUUGUAUUCAUUGGUCAAGAUGAUGCAGCAGGCGUAUUCGGACACACAGGAGGCUUUAUAUGCCCAUUUGUUCCAUACCUGCCAGCUGCCUGUAUGCUUUUGAAUAUGUACCUUCUUAUAAAUCUUGGCAUUGGGACUUAGAUUCGUGUUUCAGUAUGGCUGCUUCUAGGAGCUUUAGUUUACCUCUUCUAUGGCCGAACACACAGCUUACUGUUGGAAGCAUCAUAUGUGCCCAUUACUCGUACAGAAGAUAUAUACUCCCCCUAAUCAAAGUAUUAUUAGUUUCAUCCUGUCUAUUGGCCAGUGGCCACUCUGUCCCUUUCCUGAACUUCUCUGGUGAAUUUCAUUUCAUUGUUGCUGGGAUGGGACUUGGGAGAACCACUGCCUGUCGAUUUGUUGCUAUCAUGUGCAUAUAUAUUUGGAAAAAUCAUAGGCAAUAAGCCAAUAAUGUAUAUCAACUUGUACAGUCAAAGUAUACAGAAGUUGUUACCAAGGGUGUUCUGAGUCAAAACAACACCCCAUUCAAGAAACCAUUAUAGGGAAACCAUGUUCAACAAGACAAUAGGUAUACAAUGUAGUGCUUUAUCCGAAUUGAAAACAUUUUAUUUGACAUUGGACAUAGAUUUUAUUAUUAUAUU
Messenger RNA from Chenopodium quinoa (quinoa), 2770 nucleotides. Its product is annotated as cationic amino acid transporter 4, vacuolar-like. Gene Ontology annotation, biological process: amino acid transport; transmembrane transport. Gene Ontology annotation, cellular component: membrane. Lineage: Eukaryota; Viridiplantae; Streptophyta; Magnoliopsida; Caryophyllales; Amaranthaceae. Gene Ontology annotation, molecular function: amino acid transmembrane transporter activity. The record is from RefSeq and is a predicted model, not a curated record. The transcript has 14 exons. The coding region runs from base 513 to 2273 and encodes 586 amino acids.